This is a messenger RNA of Momordica charantia (bitter melon), 3906 nucleotides long. It is a transcript of the gene KP1, whose product is annotated as kinesin-like protein 1. Lineage: Eukaryota; Viridiplantae; Streptophyta; Magnoliopsida; Cucurbitales; Cucurbitaceae. Gene Ontology annotation, cellular component: microtubule cytoskeleton. The record is from RefSeq and is a predicted model, not a curated record. Gene Ontology annotation, molecular function: ATP binding; microtubule binding; microtubule motor activity. Gene Ontology annotation, biological process: microtubule-based movement.
ACAAUUCGACUUCUCUUUAUACUCUCUCUCUCUCUCUUCUCUGUUUCUCUCUCUACAAUCUCCCCCACGUCGGAGACCACUUCAUAAUCACACCUCGGAAAAUUUUUUGAAAUCCUCAGAUCAACAAUCACGAGAAGCUCGUCAAAUCUUCUCCACCUCCGUUCUUUAUUGCACUCAUUAUGAUUUCUUCCUCGUUCCCCACUCUCAGCUAUUAAUCUUCACUCGCCAACAUUCUUUUGAGGGCGAUCCUGCGGAAUUGACUGUGAGUCUUUUGUUUCUGCGGAAUCGGAGAUUGUUGGAAGGAGAAUCGAGCGCGAUUCGUCAAAAUGCCGCAGGAAUUAAGCUACGGAAGUUCGAUUUUGUCGUCUCCGAACAAGAAUCUGAGAGGAUUGAAGGCUCUGGUUCCGAGUAAUGAUGCUUCUUCAGCGAUUCCUGAGGAGGUUAUCAACGACGAUGAGUUGGCUCAGCGGAAAGCCGAAGAAGCCGCUUCCAGGAGGAGCCAAGCAGCAGAAUGGCUACGCCAAAUGGAUCAUGGAGCAUCAGGAGUGCUGUCAAAUGAGCCCUCUGAAGAAGAGUUCUGUCUCGCACUCCGCAAUGGCCUCAUUCUCUGCAAUGUCCUCAACAAAGUCAAUCCUGGUGCUGUUCUCAAGGUGGUGGAGAAUCCAGUUGUAACAGUUCAGUCAGCGGAAGGAGCUGCACAAUCUGCAAUCCAGUAUUUUGAGAACACGAGGAACUUCUUGGAGGCAGUUAAAGACAUGAAGCUCUUGACAUUUGAAGCUUCUGACUUGGAAAAGGGAGGUACUUCGGGUAAAGUUGUAGAGUGUAUUCUAUGCUUGAAAGGAUAUUAUGAGUGGAAGCAAGCCGGUGGGAUUGGGGUUUGGAGAUAUGGAGGAACUGUACGUAUCACAUCUUUCACCAGAAGUUCACCAUCCAUAACUGGAAGUGAGAGUACAGAUGAGUCGGUGCACGAAUCAGAUUCAUCUCAGUUCGAGCAGCUACUAGACUUCCUUCAUCUGUCUAAUGAAGUUUCAGUUGAAGAAUCCAGAACUUGUAGUGCUCUUGCUUUUCUUUUUGAUCGUUUUGGACUCAAACUUCUACAAGCUUACCUCAGAGAGAGCAACGGGAUCGAAGAUUUGCCUUUAAAUGCAAUGGUCAUUGAUGCAUUACUUAACAAGGUUGUCAAGGAUUUCUCUGCACUGCUUGUGUCUCAAGGCACUCAGCUCGGAUUCUUUCUGAAGAAGAUAUUGAAAAGCGACUUAAGUUCACUAUCAAAAUCUGAAUUCAUUGAAGCAAUUUCUCGAUACAUCAAUCAAAGAACUAAUAUGGCUUCAAGUGACUUCUCCAAGUUCUGUGUUUGUGGAGGAAAACGUGAGGUUAUUCUUAGGGCUCCUGCUGGCCAUGAAGAACUGGUUCAUGCUCAGCAGAAACAGAUUCAGGAGCUAAAGUCAGCAUUUCAAGACACCAAACUUGAAGUUAAACACAUACAAUCUCAAUGGGAAGAAGAAGUUGAAAGGCUAGAACACCAUCUUAAGGGCCUUGAAAUGGCUUCCUCUUCUUAUCACAAAGUCUUGGAAGAAAAUCGUAUACUUUACAAUCAAGUUCAAGACCUUAAAGGAACAAUAAGGGUCUACUGUAGAGUGAGACCUUUCUUACCUGGACAGUCAAACCAGCAGUCUACAGUAGACUAUAUUGGAGAAAAUGGGAACAUUAUGAUUGCAAAUUCUCUAAAGCAAGGCAAAGAAGCAAGAAGAGUAUUUUCCUUCAAUAAAGUCUAUGGAACUAAUGUUACCCAAGAACAAAUAUAUGUCGAUACUCAACCGCUGAUCAGAUCUGUUCUUGAUGGUUUUAAUGUAUGCAUCUUUGCAUAUGGACAAACUGGCUCAGGAAAGACAUAUACAAUGAGUGGCCCAGAUUUGAUGACUGAGGACACGUGGGGUGUUAAUUAUCGAGCUCUAAACGACUUAUUCCAAAUAUCAAAUGCAAGGUUGGAUAUGAUCAAGUAUGAAGUUGGAGUUCAAAUGAUUGAAAUAUACAAUGAGCAAGUGAGAGACUUGUUAGUCAGUGAUGGCUCAAACAGAAGGUUAGAUAUACGAAAUAACUCUCAACUGAGUGGCCUUAAUGUACCUGAUGCAAGUUGGGUUCCGGUGACAUGUACUCAAGAUGUUCUUAGUUUGAUGAGGAUCGGCCAAAAAAACCGAGCAAUCGGCGCGACGGCUUUAAAUGAGAGAAGUAGUCGUUCACACAGUGUUUUAACAGUUCAUGUCCUUGGAAGAGAUUUGGUCACCGGAUCCAUUCUCAGGGGGUGUCUUCAUCUAGUAGAUUUAGCUGGGAGUGAAAGAGUGGACAAAUCUGAAGCUGUAGGUGACAGACUAAAGGAAGCACAACAUAUAAACAGAUCGCUCUCUGCACUUGGAGAUGUAAUUUCUGCUCUUGCACAAAAGAGUGCACAUAUCCCUUACCGAAAUAGCAAGCUCACUCAACUCCUACAAGACUCUUUAGGUGGACAGGCUAAGACAUUCAUGUUUGUACAUAUAAAUCCCGAAGUUGAUUCCCUUGGAGAGACAAUUAGCACGCUUAAGUUUGCUGAGAGAGUUGCCUCCAUUGAAUUAGGUGCGGCUCGUUGUAAUAAAGAAAAUGGUCAAAUUCGAGAACUUAAAGAUGAGAUAUCAAAUCUUAAAUCGGCAUUGGAGAGGAAGGAUGCAGAACUUGAACAAUUAAAGAGUGGCAACGCUCGGGCCUUUGUAGAAAAUCAGAAACCAAGAACAGUCUCGCCCUUCCGUGUUCUAAGACAUCAUGGUACUAAUGGAGGUACUAAGCCUGAAAGUUGUCAACGGCCUUUGGAUGAUGCUAAAACUUUGGAGGCUAGAAGCUACUCUUCAGGAAAGCAAAGAAGGCCAAGAUUUCCCUCUUCAUUCACAGAGAAAGAUGUAAUAAAAAUGCCAUUCUUAGCCGAAGAGAGAUCAACAACAAGUACAAGCUCUGGGAAUGCAAGGUCUCCAUCUCCACCAGUUAGGAGAUCAAUAUCAACAGAUAGAGGCGCCCUUAUGAGAAGCAAGGUUAAAUCAGAGACGAACGAGAACCAACCGAUAGCAAAGCCUUCGUUUCCGGUUAGAGUGCCUGUUAACAAGUCCAUGGCUGCAGGACGAGUAAACAUCAGUUCCCAAGAGCACGAAAACUUCUCUGAUGCAUUGAUUAGUCUCCACAAAUCAAUGGCCUCAACAAAGAAGAAACAACUAGUUUGCCAAGAAAACAAUGAAGAUGAACAGCAGCUGAAGCAGUCUCUCAUUACAAUUCAAGGUGGUGGGCCCAGGAGAGGCAGAAAUGAAGGCAAAACCAAAGCUAAGCAACAGCAGUUACCCAGUGCAGCAGCCAGGAUCAAUAACCAGAAGCAGCAAGAACAUGCAGUAACAACAUUCCUUACUGAUAUUUAUGCUGGUGGGAAAAUGGAGGAUGCAAGAAAGAGCGAUUUCUCUGAGAUGGAGAAUGAGCAUUUUCUUGUGGGAUUGCCUCUUGAUGGUGCUUUGAAGGUUAAAAAAGCUUGUCCGAAGUUCCCCAGAAACUCCCAGAAUCUGGAGCCACCGAGAGUGCCAGUUUCUACUGUUGAGAAUGGGAAUCGGUUUCAGAGUGAAGUAAGCAGUGGAUCAGUGGCUGAAUUUAGAAGGAGCAAAUCUACACCUCGCGGGAAAUUUUUGGUACUACCAUGAGAUAGGCAUACUAACACCUUAUAUGAACAGUGAAAAUAUAUCUGUAGCUAUUUUUUUUCUUCACUUUGUUAUUCUUUGUAUAUUAAUUAUUGUAAUUCUUGAAAUGGGGGUGCCUUUGAGGAUGUUGAUUUGUUGGAGUUUGAUGGCUUUGAAAUAUGUUCCAAUGUAUAUCUAUCACAAGAGUGACAAACUUUUGUUUUGA